This is a messenger RNA of Oncorhynchus tshawytscha (Chinook salmon), 1487 nucleotides long. Its product is annotated as bestrophin-2-like. The record is from RefSeq and is a predicted model, not a curated record. Lineage: Eukaryota; Metazoa; Chordata; Actinopteri; Salmoniformes; Salmonidae. Gene Ontology annotation, molecular function: chloride channel activity.
AGUAGGGGACAUACACUAACGAGCUUCGUCUCCUCCAAUUUUCGGGAUUUGCCCCGGGGCGCUCGAACCACUGAACGCACUGCUGAGGCUCCAGCAUCCAAGGAUUACCCUCUACUGUUGCCUUCUUUUACUGUAUGAUGUAUCGGCUGAAUGGGUUACCAACGAUGGACGUAGAAUGAAUAAUUGAUAGAUGACAUCAUGACCGUCACUUACACCGCGCAAGUUGCCAAUGCGCGCUUCUGCGGGUUCUCCAAACUGCUCCUAGCCUGGAGGGGAAGCAUCUACAAGGUCUUAUGGAAGGAGUUCCUUGCUUUCUUCGCCAUGUACACUGCCAUCAGUGUCACUUACAGAUUCUUCCUCUUUGAUGACCAGAAGAGGUAUUUUGAAAAACUGGCAAUUUACUGCAACCACUAUGCCAGUCUCAUCCCCAUGUCUUUUGUGCUAGGUUUUUACGUGACACUGGUGGUGAACCGCUGGUGGAAUCAGUACACCCGCAUUCCAUUACCUGACCGCCUGAUGUGCGUGCUCUCCGGCGGCCUGCAGGGUGUGGACGAGCGCGGGCGGCUGCUGCGACGCACCAUGAUGCGCUAUACAAGUCUGUCCGCGUUACUGAUUUUGCGCUCGGUCAGCACCGCGGUGUUCAAACGCUUCCCGACCAUGGACCACGUCGUGGAAGCAGGGUUCAUGAAGGAGGAGCGGAAGAAGUUUGAGAGCCUCAAGUCCCCCUAUAACAAGUACUGGAUUCCCUGUGUGUGGUUCACUAACCUGGCCGCCCUGGCACGCUGUGAGGGCAGGAUUAAGGAUGACAGCACCCUCAAACUAGUGCUGGAGGAGCUCAAUCAUUUCAGAGGGAACUGCAGUAUGCUUUUCCAUUACGACAUGAUCAGUGUUCCCCUGGUCUACACUCAGGUGGUGACUCUGGCCGUGUACAGUUUUUUCUUCGUGUGUCUGAUAGGACGUCAGUUCCUGGACCCCACACAGGGCUACCUGGGUCAUGACCUGGACCUGUACAUCCCCAUCUUCACUCUGCUACAGUUCUUCUUCUACGCUGGCUGGCUCAAGGUAGCAGAGCAGUUGAUAAACCCAUUUGGAGAGGACGAUGAUGACUUUGAGACCAACUGGCUGAUAGACAGGAACUUCCAGGUCUCCAUGAUGGCAGUCGAUGAGAUGUAUGGGGAUCUUCCCAUCAUGGAAAGAGACCGAUAUUGGAACGACUCUAACCCUCGUCCUCCCUACACUGCAGCAACUCUAUUCAGGCUGCGCAAACCCUCCUUCCAGGGCUCCACCUUCGACAUGGCGAUUCCCAAAGAGGAGAUGCACUUUGCCCCUGGCGGAUAUCACUGAGAACGUGGAGUCUCAGGGUGGGGGUCACCACCCCAACAUGGCCCUGUUCAACCGCUCCUCUUCACUGCCCCGUCCCCCACGGGACUCAUUGGAGGGGCGCUGCGCCGCACCUCCGCCCAGCUCCAAAGGUUCCGCCGUCGCUC